AUGUCAGUUGUUGGCGGCCGCAUCGCACAGUGCGUCAUCGACCAGUACCGCGCCCUGCCCAAGCGCGGAAAGCCCGCGUCCAAGGGCGGCAAGGAGGAGUGGACGGUGCUUGCCGGAUUCGUCACCGAGCAAGCUUGCACAUACCGCUGCGUUGCCCUGGGAACUGGGCUCAAGUGUUUGCACUCCAGGCAGCUGAGCAAAUUCGGCGACUCCGUCCACGACAGCCACGCGGAAAUCAUUGCGCGCCGCGCCCUGCUCAUCUACCUAAUGGACCAGGUCCAGAAUUGUAUUGAUAGCGGCGACUCUAUAUAUGAGCGCUGCGUAAGGCUGCACCUGUACACGUCGCAGUGCCCGUGCGGCGACGCCACGGUUGGUUCAUUGCGGACCGCGGCUGAUGAAGUUGGUGAAAUCAACGAUGCGGAUGAUCAGAAGGAAAAGGACAAUCAGGGUGAUCAAGACAAUAGAGACAACCAAGACAAUCAAGAUGAUCAAGGUGAUCAGGACCGCGUGGCCAAGCGGCGCAAGGUCGGCGGCGGCGGCGGCGGCGGCGGCGCCAGCGAGGCUAUCAGGGGCCACCAGCGGUUCAGCGCAUUGUGCUCGUUGCGGCUCAAGCCAGGGCGCGGCGACUCGAUCCCGACACUGUCCAUGUCGUGCAGCGACAAGAUCGCGCGCUGGAACGUCCUCGGCGUCCAAGGCGCGCUCCUCUCCAGCAUAACGCAGCCUGUGUACAUUUCCAGCAUCACGGUCGGCGACCUGUACAACCACGGCUCCAUUGACCGCGCCCUCAACAGCCGCACAGCCGGGAUCGCCGUGUCCGCCGCUGGGUUUCGCGCCAACUGCUGCAGCGUGCUGGGCACUUCGGUUGUGUUUGAGAGGGCGCAGGGGGCGCUGGGUGGCAGGGAGGUUAUCACGGCGGACGCUUCGCUGUACUGGGCGUUGGGCGCUGGCAUGUCGGUGGCAUUGGUCGGCGGCAGGAGGCAGGGCGCUAAGGUUGUGCCGGGCGAGUGCCAGAGGGAAAAGGUGUGGCCCGGGAUCUGCAAGCGGGCGCUCUUCCGGCGGUUCAGUGCUCUGCCCGGCGUCACGAUGGCUGAGGGGACAACAGUACCAGGAGCAAAGCAGUGUCUGCUGUCGUCUGGCGCGUUCGCCGGCUGGGUGUGCUGCCCUGAGGAGUACGAGGACUUUGCAAUCCAAUAA
Molecule: messenger RNA, 1194 nt
Organism: Kickxella alabastrina
Lineage: Eukaryota; Fungi; Kickxellomycota; Kickxellomycetes; Kickxellales; Kickxellaceae
Exons: 3
Coding region: 1-1194 (397 amino acids)
Biological process (GO): RNA processing; adenosine to inosine editing
Cellular component (GO): cytoplasm; nucleolus
Molecular function (GO): double-stranded RNA binding; tRNA-specific adenosine deaminase activity; double-stranded RNA adenosine deaminase activity
Source: RefSeq, a predicted model, not a curated record